Molecule: messenger RNA, 924 nt
Organism: Phacochoerus africanus (Common warthog)
Lineage: Eukaryota; Metazoa; Chordata; Mammalia; Artiodactyla; Suidae
Product: olfactory receptor 1052-like
Exons: 1
Coding region: 1-924 (307 amino acids)
Biological process (GO): sensory perception of smell; G protein-coupled receptor signaling pathway
Cellular component (GO): membrane
Molecular function (GO): odorant binding; G protein-coupled receptor activity; olfactory receptor activity
Source: RefSeq, a predicted model, not a curated record
AUGGAGAAUUCAUCUAUAGUUACCAACUUCAUCCUUCUUGGAAUGACAGCUAACCCUCAGCUUGGAGUCCUGCUAUUUGGAGUCUUCUUUCUUGUUUAUAUUAUGACUCUUUGGGGGAAUCUAGGCCUGGUAGUCUUGAUCAGAGCUAGUCCCUGCCUACACACCCCCAUGUAUUUUUUCCUCUCUAAUCUGUCCUUUCUUGAUGUCUGUUUCUCUUCUAUCACCAUCCCAAAGACUUUAGCAAAUUUGUUAUAUAAGGUGCAGGCUGUUUCUUUCCUUGGAUGUAUGACUCAAAUGGGCUUGUUCAUAAUCUUUGCCUCUGCUGAAUGCAACCUUUUGGCUUCCAUGGCCUAUGACCGCUACAUGGCCAUCUGUCACCCAUUGCUCUACCACACCACCAUGGCUAGAGUCCGUUGUCUCCUCUUGGUAACGGGAUCCUACCUUGGAGGCUUAGUUAACAUGGUUUCUGUGACAUCUUCCAUCACACAACUAUCAUUCUGUCAACCAUAUGUCCUUCCUCACUUCUUCUGUGAUAUCCCUCCACUAUUGGCACUAGCUUGCUCAGAUCCCUGGGUCACGCAAAUUGUGGUUGUCAGCUGUGGAGGAUUCACCCUGAUCAUCUCCAUUAUGGUGAUCCUUGUCUCCUACCUGUCUGUCCUCACGACUAUCCUGAGAAUUCCCUCAGUUUCUGGCAAACAAAAAGCUUUCUCUACAUGUGCUUCCCACUUGACUGCUGUUGGCCUAUACUAUGGGACAACAAUGUACACUUACUUGCAGCCCUCUCAACGUGGAUCCCAGGCAGGAAAUCAAGUGGUCUCAGUGUUUUAUACAAUGGUGAUCCCACUGUUAAAUCCUCUUAUCUACAGUUUGAGAAACCAGGAAGUGAAGGUUGCUCUUUGGAAAAGACUGAAGCAAAGUCUAUAA